AUGCGGAUCAUUCUGUUCCUCGGGCUGGCUGCUUGCCUACACGCAAAGAAUCCGUUAAAAAACUAUAAAAUUUCUAUGGUAUCAUCUGAAGAAAGUAACAAGCCCGCGUUAUUUUCACACGGCGAGAGUCCAGUGUGGGACGUAGACACACAAUCCUUAUUUUUCGUAGACGUUCAUCAGCAAAAUGUUCAUCGGCUCGACUACGCCACGGGAAAAAUAUACACCAAACAUAUCGGUUACGGUCAAGUGAACGUGGUGUCAUUAGUUUCGGGAUCUAGGCGACUUUUAGUAUGUGUUAGAGCUGGUCUGUAUCUGUUGGACUGGGACGUGGCAGGAGACUCCGCAUUACGUCUCAUAACCACCGUGGACGACGGACUACCUGAUAACUACUUAAAUGAAGGAAAACCAGACAUAGAAGGACGGUUUUGGGCAGGAACCAAAGGCCCUCAAUCAGGUGACGAGGUGACACCUGAUAAAGGCACCUUCUACAGCUUCGAUAUAAACAAUUUCCAACCUAAAGUACAACUACGUCCUGUGUCUAUAUCGAACGGCUUAGUGUGGUCCCUAAAUAAUACUGUUUUAUAUUACAUUGACUCCAGCACACAGAAGGUCGAAGCAUUUGAUUUUGAUUAUGUUAGUGGGACGAUAAGUGGAAGAAGAACAAUUGUAGAUAUAACGAAUUAUGGUUACGAAGAAGCAAUACCGGACGGAAUGACCAUUGACAAAAGGGGAAACCUGUGGGUUGCGAUCAUGUUCGGUGGAACAGUUCUACACAUAAACCCGGACCAAAGAGAGGUUAUAUUUGGUUACAAGUUGCCAGUGUCACGUACGACGUCACUCACUUGGGGUGGACCGAACCUGGAUGAAUUAUUUGUUACAACAUCUAAAGACCCUGACAACGAUGAUAAAUUAAGCGGCGCCAUAUUCACAAUACGUGAGACGGGCAGCUCAGGAAUCCCGCCAAAUAAAUUCAAAAUGGAGAACGCGGACGAUUAUUGA
This is a messenger RNA of Danaus chrysippus (African queen), 999 nucleotides long. Lineage: Eukaryota; Metazoa; Arthropoda; Insecta; Lepidoptera; Nymphalidae. The record is from the annotation of a GenBank genome assembly.